AUGCAUCCGAACCUCUUUCGACAGAAAUGUUUACUAACGACUAUCAGUCUUGCGAUUUCAUAUUCAAUUCUAUAUUAUUUGAUCUUAUAUUCGAAUAUCAACAAAAAAACAUUUCCCGUGUCGAAACCGUUACCAUAUCGAGGUUGUAUUGUGUCUUUGAUCCGUAGUGAUAAACUCGUCAGUUUAAAUCGCUUAUUGAAUAUGCUGAAUUCUUUGACUCUUUAUUUUCGAAAUAUACAUCAAUAUCCGAUAUUUCUCUUCCAUGAACCGACACUAGAAAACGACACGAAACGACAAAUCUUAUACUGUGCAUCGAAGUUGAACAUUCGUUUCUAUGAAAUUCAUUUCAAUGUUACUAUCCCAUCGAAUCGAUCCGGCUACGCAUCGAUGUGUCAAUUUUGGUCUUACGACAUUUGGUUCAAAUAUAACAUUCUUCAAAGUCAAUGUGAUUACGUCAUGCGAUUCGACGAUGAUUCGUAUUUAUCGAAUUUAACUGCAAAUGAUCUGUUCGAAGAAUUUCAUCGUAAUCAAUUAGAUUAUGCUUAUCGAGUUAUUUAUCGUGAUACCAAUGGAAUUGAAUUUAUUCGAGAUAAUCUGCGAUCGUUUCUAGCAACGAAUAAAACACGAAGUGGAUGCAUAGAGUUAAUGUGUUCAUUUUUGAAUGGCCCGUAUGGUUAUGAUGGUUUAGCAGUUUAUAAUAACUUCUUUGUUAUACGUCUUGAUUUAAUGUAUGAGCAUAAAGUCAUUGAAAGAUAUUUAAAACAAUUGAUAGCGCUCGAUGCUUUCUAUCGCUAUCGGGUUGGAGACGCAAAUAUUCAGACGAUCUGUCUACUGUUAAUUGACAAGCCGGUGAAAAUAUCGUCCAUGAAUUUUCCGUAUGCUCACAAUGUGCAUGGAGCGUCAGAUAUUGGUCCAACAUUUGGCUAUUUUGAUACUGUUGCAUUAAUGUGGUAUUUUACAAUGAAAACUCCGAAUGUGACAUGUAAAUCAGUUUUUAUUGCAUCAAGAUACACACUCACAAGAAGAAAUGUUUAA
This is a messenger RNA of Adineta ricciae, 1035 nucleotides long. The record is from the annotation of a GenBank genome assembly. Lineage: Eukaryota; Metazoa; Rotifera; Eurotatoria; Adinetida; Adinetidae.